AUGACCCGGCACGCCAAAGGAUUGCUGCUGACCGCCAUCGGCGGCGUCGCGCUGAGCUUCGACAUUCCGAUGAUCAAGCUGGGCGGGGGCGACGCCUGGUCGGCGAUGGCGGUGCGCGCGGGCAGUGCCUUCAUCGCCGCGCUCCUGAUCAAGCAGAUCGCCCAAUGGCUGACCGGCCGCACGAUCACGCUGCUGCCGGGCCGUAUAGGCGUGGUCAUCGCGGCGCUCUACGGGCUGACCGUCGUCGCCUUCGUGAUCGCGGUCAAGAACACGAGCGCGGCCAAUGUCGCCUUCAUCAUCGCGUUCACGCCGGCGUUCACCGCAAUGACGGCGUGGACGUUCCUGGGCGAACGGCCGUCGCGCGCGACGCUUCUGACGAUCGCGGUCAUGGUCCUGGCGGUGGGCAUCAUUGUCUCGGACGGUUUGCAGGCCGGCAGCCUUUUCGGCGAUGCGUGCGCGAUGGCCGCCGCGCUGCUCAUCGCCGCCGUGAUCACGCUGUCGCGCGCCGCCAAGGCCGAUGUCGGCUUUGCGCCGAUGAUCGGCGGCAUCGUGCCGACGGUCCUGGGACUGGCGGUGCUCGGCUGGCUCGGCGAGCCGGUGCGCGUCGACAAUGCGGCCUGGCAUGUCUUCAACGGCAUGGUGCUGCUGCCGAUCGCCUAUUGGUGCCUGGCGACGGGGCCGAGAUACAUCUCCGCGCCCGAGGUGAGCAUGUUCUAUCUGCUCGAAACCGUGCUGGCGCCGGUCUGGCGCCGCGCCCGGCCGUGCUGA
This is a messenger RNA of Effrenium voratum, 768 nucleotides long. Lineage: Eukaryota; Dinophyceae; Suessiales; Symbiodiniaceae. The record is from the annotation of a GenBank genome assembly.